Messenger RNA from Prorocentrum cordatum, 627 nucleotides. NCBI's taxonomy places the organism in Eukaryota, Dinophyceae, Prorocentrales, Prorocentraceae. The record is from the annotation of a GenBank genome assembly.
AUGUGGCCCAUCGGAUGGGAAGGGAUAUCCCGGGCCGAAUUUGCAUGGUCCGAGGCACCUCGCCCUCGACCUCUCAUCCUUCGGGGCCCCGCCCUCUGGACCACCGGAGGACGCCGUCGCAGGGGUACCGCGCCAGGCUGGCGCGGGGCGCGACGCUCGGCGGGUCGUGCGGCGCUUUCGUGCUGCGCUACGCACUGCCACCUCGACAUGAUCCUGCCCAGGCUGAACGCGGAGCGGCACGAGGAUGCCCAGAAGGCCAAGGCGGAUGGCAGGCCCGGGCCAUCGCUGCUCGCUAGCGGCAGGGACUUCGAGGGUUGGCGCGCGUCCCUGCAAGGCGGCGAGCAGGGCUUCGACGGCUGCGUGCACGUCGCGUGCAGUGCCGGGUCCCUCGAGACCGGCAAGCAGCUGCUGGCGCACGAGGGCGUGCACGGUGCUUUCGGCAUCCACCCGCUGUCCGCGGGCGGGUGGUCCGACGACGUGGAGCGGCGGCUGUGGGACCUGAUGGGCCUCGAGAAGGCGGUGGCCCUGGGCGAGUGUGGCUUGGAUUAUUUCGACAAAACGCCCGCGGGCAGGUCCAGAGUGCGGGCUUCAGGGAGCGGCAGCGGCACGUCUUCGAGCGGCAGCUGA